AUGACUACGGUUAAAGUACUUGCAACGGGUUCGGCCAAUGGUAAACUUAACGAACUCUUUGGUGGAAUUUCCAAGAUCAACGCAAAAUAUGGACCUUUCGAUUUAUUAUUAUGCGUCGGGGAUUUAUUUGCUGAUAAUUUGGACGAAAUAGAUUCCUUGAUCUCAGGUGACGUGAAAGUUCCAAUCACAACAUAUUUCAUGCACGGCGAACACGAGCUGCCCGAUAUUGUAAAAGAGCGCGUUGAAAGUAAUCAGGGAGAAUUGUGUCCGAAUCUCUUCUAUCUUGGUCAACAAGGUACUAUAACUACUACACAUGGCGUUAAGAUCGCGUUUGUUAGUGGUGUUAUGAGCGCUAUGGUGAACGAUCUUCCAACGCAGGUAGAUAUUCUUCUUACCCACGAAUGGCCAAAAUCCAUCACUCGAUUCUCUUCCCUGACUGUUCCGGAUGGCAUACGGGGUUCAGAAUUUGUCGCGUCUUUAGUUACAAAGGUUAAACCGAGAUAUCAUUUUGCAGCCUCGGAAAAAAUUUCAUUCCAAAGGGAGCCAUAUCAGAAUACACCUUCGUCUAAUAUAGUCAGUGAUGCUGAUGAUACUCAAUUACAAUUCGGACUUCCCACGUGGUUCGUUGGUUUGGCAGAAGUUGGUAAUUCAAAGUCUAAGUGGUAUUAUGGUUUCAAUCUAGUACCUUAUGUACACCUGCCGCCAUCCAAUUUUAUUAAACCUCCGGAGAACAUGACAGAAUGUCCUUUUUCUAAAUCGAGUACAGGGCAGAAAAGAGGAUUCAAAGAAGUACAGGUGGAUGCGAAUGAAACUGAAGGCAAUUUCUUUUGGUCUACGGGCGAAUCGUCUGAACAAGCAAAUAAACGCGGUCGCCGCAACAAUAAAGGUUCACCACCGGGAGAUUACGUAUGCAAUAAGUGUAAUCUACCGGGACAUUGGAUUAAUGAAUGUCCCAGUGGGCGACCAAGACCACCUAAAAGUUAUACCUGUAAAAAAUGCAACUUAGCAGGGGUCUCUAUAUCACAUUGUUCAUCUUUUCGGGAGAUUCCAUUCGAGGACCAAGUAAACUUGACAGACGAAGUUGAAAAGUACAAAAGCGCGUUGAAAAAGCUUUUUCAUUCAUAUGGUACAGGAAUGGUUUCAUUUGAGAUUUCUUUAUAUGGAAGGAAAAAUCAGCAUUGCCACAUACAAGUUGUUCCCGUCCCGUUGGAGCACGAUUCUAACAAAAUUCGCGAAGCAUUUAUCGAAGAAGCCUCAGUCAACGAUCUGAAAUUGCGCCCACCCUUACCAUCUUUACCUACAAAUUAUUUCAAAGUAGAUUUUCCCGAUGGUACUGGUUUGGUUCAUGAAAUUAACCCUCAAGAACAAUUUGAUGUACAGUUUGGAAGGAAAGUUCUCGGAAAGCUAUUGGGGUCAUCUCAUCGUAUCAAUUGGAGGGAAUGCGAGUUACCAGAAGAACUUGAACGUGCAGACGCUGAAAAGUUUAAGCAGGCGUUUGAACCAUACGCACCGAAGUUUGAAGGAAUUUGA
This is a messenger RNA of Acaulospora colombiana, 1530 nucleotides long. The record is from the annotation of a GenBank genome assembly. NCBI's taxonomy places the organism in Eukaryota, Fungi, Glomeromycota, Glomeromycetes, Diversisporales, Acaulosporaceae.